Molecule: messenger RNA, 1113 nt
Organism: Penicillium cataractarum
Lineage: Eukaryota; Fungi; Ascomycota; Eurotiomycetes; Eurotiales; Aspergillaceae
Exons: 1
Coding region: 1-1113 (370 amino acids)
Source: RefSeq, a predicted model, not a curated record
AUGUCUAUCAACACGAUAAUCAACGCUGCCACCCUAGCCAUCACUGCCUGGUCCAUUGCGGACUCGCUGGGCCACAAGUACGAGGACCCUGACAAGCAAGUCAGCGUCAGCAUCUUCACUGGCAUUGCACCAAACGCCGGAGGGAGCAUUCCCCAUCUUGCCGUCUGGGAUGAAAGUGGUAACCGAAUUGGCCAGUACAAAGGAGACGCAAAUGGCCACAUUGAUGAUAAUGGUUCGAAGACCUUCACCAUCUCUCCAACUGAGAAUGGCGGACAUCAAGCAACGCCAGAGUAUCUCCUCAUGGUCAUGCAAGAGAGCGAUGCAAUUUGUCUUUCUGGACUGGUAGUUUCCGGUAAUGGAAACCAGUGGACCUGGACUGGUGAUAUGGGCUACACCUGCGGCGCCCAAUGGUACCCCAGCAAGCGUACUAUCGGCACUUCCAACAUCCCGAUCAAGUGUGUCUGGAUGGACAGUGACCAUUCCAACGGAAUUAUCGCAAAGGGUCUGAGUCUGCAUAUGCGCAGUUUCGCCGGAGAUCAAGGCUUGGUCGACCAGUACCAGGAAGACCAGCGACGUCUGUGCCAGAACACGGCUCGCAUGACUUUCCAGCCUGAGCCUGUGGUUCCUGAUUCAAUCCCCCGAUUCUUCAAGCAUGCCCCCGAGUUCGAUGACACCGGCGCUCUCAAGAAGCCCGACGACGGAAUCGACCGAGGCACUCGUGCUUAUCCUGACGGUACCAACUUCAACAUUCACGAUACCAAAAAGCGCCGCCAUGCCCGUGACAUGGAUCCACACAGCUUCAAUGUGACUGGUGUUAAGAAUAUCCUGCCUGGCCACAUUGUCAUCAGCAACCUGGACGGUCACAGUGCAAAGGAAGUUUGCGAGCACCCACAGUCCCUCGGGCCAGAUUUUGUGCACAAGGGUGAAGGUAUCUUCUGUGACAUGAAUACCGGAAAGUGGUGGCCCGUUUGUGACGAGACUACUGGCACUGACGAGGCUUGCUUUGAUCUUGACACCAAGUCCAUGAAGAACUACAAGCCUGGUAGUCUCCACACUCGCAAUGACGGGCACCCAGUUCCUCAGAAGAACUACAAUAGCCACGAGGAGUGGUAG